UAUAAAAAUUAUUUUUCGUUUCAUAAUUUUUUAAAGUUGGGCUUAAAAAUGAAAUUUUUUAUGCCUGACUUCGACAAAAGUUUGGAAACCAUAAGGUUUAUGCCUACCGCUGUGCCUGACACGAAUUCAACGAGCGUUAAGAAUAAGAAGGUAAAGAAAAAGAAGGAAAACUCGAAAAAGUUGAAAGAAGAUGAAAGUUCUUCAACAAACGAAAGUACCAAGAAAGUUACAAAAUCGCCUAAACUUCUACAAGGCCGUGUUGAGAAACCUAAGAAUAAAAAAUCAAUCAAAGCGCAACAAUUAAAAUUAUCGAAAGCUACUGUGGAAAAAGCAGUUAGCGAAAGCUCGAAAAAGACUAACAGCGAGCAAGACUCCAUCUCGGCCUUUGCCGCAAAAGUUAAGGAGCAAUUAAAAGGCGGUCGUUUUCGUUUUAUCAACGAACAAUUGUACACUAUGAGUAGUCGAAAAGCUGCCAAGAUAUUUGAGGAAGAUCCGGAAACUUUUUACGCCUAUCAUGAAGGCUAUCGACAUCAAAUAGCGAAAUGGCCUGUAAAUCCAUUAAAGCGCAUUAUUAAAAUGAUAAACCGUUUACCCAAGUCCUUAGAAAUCGGCGAUUUCGGUUGCGGGGAAGGUCAAUUAGCCCAAGCGGUGCCUCACAAAGUCUAUUCCCUAGACUUGGUUAGCUGUCGUAACGAUAUAAUCGCUUGUGACAUGGUGCAAACUCCUUUGAAAACGCAUUCGCUUGAUGUGGCUGUUUAUUGUCUCUCCCUUAUGGGUACAAAUUUGAACGAGUGCUUUCUGGAGGCCAAUCGAGUUUUAAAAGUGAACGGUUUUAUGUACAUAGCGGAGAUACAAUCACGUUUUGAUGAUGUCACGCAAUUCGUGCGACAAUUAAGUGCAUACGGCUUUGAGCUAAUUAAACAGGACGUAGGGCAAAAUACUUUUUAUUUCUUUCAAUUCAAGAAAACGCAUAACAUUGGCUUAGUGGCCAAAGUACCGCAAAUUACUUUGAAGCCAUGUUUGUACAAAAAGCGGUAAUAAU
This is a messenger RNA of Glossina fuscipes, 1042 nucleotides long. Its product is annotated as ribosomal RNA-processing protein 8. The coding region runs from base 49 to 1038 and encodes 329 amino acids. The transcript has a single exon. Gene Ontology annotation, cellular component: chromatin silencing complex; rDNA heterochromatin; nucleolus. Gene Ontology annotation, molecular function: methyltransferase activity. Gene Ontology annotation, biological process: rDNA heterochromatin formation; regulation of transcription by glucose; cellular response to glucose starvation. The record is from RefSeq and is a predicted model, not a curated record. NCBI's taxonomy places the organism in Eukaryota, Metazoa, Arthropoda, Insecta, Diptera, Glossinidae.